Messenger RNA from Guyanagaster necrorhizus, 538 nucleotides. RefSeq lists its product as uncharacterized. The transcript is spliced from 2 exons. Bases 59 to 538 code for a protein of 159 amino acids. The record is from RefSeq and is a predicted model, not a curated record. Lineage: Eukaryota; Fungi; Basidiomycota; Agaricomycetes; Agaricales; Physalacriaceae.
CUCCUAGGAAAUUUUAUCGCAUCCUGUAACUGGAUCUCUGGGUGAUAUAUAUUUAGACAUGGUAGCUACGGCGUAUGAUGCAAAGACGCUUCUCAAGGUCGCUCUAAUAAAACAUCCUCACUUUCCGUCAUCUGCGGAUCCGACCAAAACUCUUUCAUGUGUCCCCCGCCCUCCCUCCUUGUCUCCAAAUUUGCGAACACGACAAAGUUUCGAAGACGCAUGCACCAUCAGGCCUGAAUCAUCUGCACCACCCCCCGGUGGAACUUUUUAUCUUCAGGAGCGACUUCGAUGCGUACCAGAUUCGGCCGGAAAUCUGCAAAGGCCGAUUUCCGAUACGUCGCAUCCUCCCGGGGCUUGUGACGUAGUACAGAUAGUUCACGAGACUUAUUGGUCGUAUUUUAAACGGAGUAAGUCUACUGGUGCAUUGGCAAAACACGGAAACCGUUUAUUUCGAUUUACCCUGCCGGACAGUGGACUUGAACCGGCGUUGCGACAAGCGACUGCAGCUGAUCCGACAAGUGGUUUAGGAAAAAGUUGA